This is a messenger RNA of Gregarina niphandrodes, 1596 nucleotides long. RefSeq lists its product as hypothetical. Bases 1 to 1596 code for a protein of 531 amino acids. NCBI's taxonomy places the organism in Eukaryota, Apicomplexa, Conoidasida, Eugregarinorida, Gregarinidae. The transcript has a single exon. The record is from RefSeq and is a predicted model, not a curated record.
AUGAAGACGACCAAAUGUCGUUCGGAAGAGGCAGGGUUGUGGAUGAGGGGCGUGGUGGCGUUUCUGAAUGGUCUGGGUGUGCCGGCCAAGCCCUCUGAGCUACAAGAGGAGGCGCCGUUUGGGGCGGCCGAGGCGCCGCAGGCGCCGUGGGGAGCGGAAUUUGAGACGUUGGUGGCUACCUUGACGGUAGGCCCGAGAGCCCGUGCUGUGACGAUGCAUCACAUGCGGAACCUGUUGGCCUCGCAGGUUCUACAGGACGGGCCGCCUGAAGAAGUGGUGGAGAGAUUCCGGACUCUGUGCGCACAGGCAUUGACGGCGGAGCGCCAGCCAGGACCAUUUUACCUCCGGCGAGUGGUCGAGGAGUAUGAGCAGUGGACACACGCCGGCAUUUCGGAGGUGCGGGAGUGGCUUGAGUCCGACGUUACGGCCGAAGCCAAGGUGAGGCGGCUAAAGCGAACCUACAAGUGGUUGGCUUCCCACGCAGCCCCCCCCCGGACGCUCCAAGACGCCGCGAUUCCGAUGUACCUUUUCCCUGCCAAUGACGGCUCCUGUCGCAUCAUGCGGUCUCCACCGGCUCUUGCGCGCUGGGCACACUACUUGCGCUCCGCGCGGGAUAUGACCCCACAACGGCGCCUCAAGACCCUUCUCGUCCUUUCUCGCUGGAACCCGAUCCAGGCUUGCCAGGCUGUCCGUCCACUCCAUGAGAUGACGUGUGUUCAUGAACAUAUUUUGUCCUCCUUAGAGAACCUUAACCAAAGGCUGACAAUUACCGAUAAUGAACUCCGAGAAACCGCGGCGGCCGCUUUUUACGAUACCGAGGCUGCUGGGACGCCCGAAGCCGAAGCUGCUGCGACGCCCGCCGGUGCUCCAACCGUAGCUGCGGGGGUGUCCGGGGUCGCUGGCCAGGUAGACGAGGCGUUUGAGCAGACCGUGGCAGAUGUGGCCGAGUUCAUCUCCGCCAUGAAAGAGUCCCUGAACGCGGACCUGGAGGAGUUCUCUACGGUUUCUGGGGUCAAUCGAAAAGACCUGAUUGAGUCCCGGAUUAGGGAGAGGAGCAGCUGGGGAAUGUUGCAGCGGUGGAUGAAUAAGCUGGCGGCACGGCGAUUCCGGAGUUUACGCAAGCGAUACAGCGAGGCCUACGAACAAUGCACAGACCGUUUUCUGGCGACCUACUUUGACAACGCGGUUGACGAGUUCGGGGGUGGGGAGUUUCCGGUUGCCGGGUUUCCAGUGGGGUCCGAAGUAAAAAUCCAUUCCUUCGCGGACUACCGGAACCGCGACUUGCGCGACCGCGCGUGGAUGGAGGAAGUGCUUGUGCGUGGCCUGGUGCACGUUCUGCGCAGUUAUCAGGAACCCGCGGAGUUUGUGACGAGAUUAAUAACGCAUGAGACAGUCACCUUCACACUCCCCAUACUCCAGGUCUACGAAGCCUACGAGACUGCCGCGUCCGAACUCGUCGACAAAGUGGCCUUGGAACAAGCAUACGAGUACGCAGCCCGCGCCCUCAUGGUCCUACUGGUGACACUCAGCCAACAACUCACCUCGCCGCCACAACCCUCGUGGAUCAAUCGACUUGUUGGCUUGUUCGGCUUCUGA